UUUAUAAUAUUUGAACAGGAGUUAAAAUGAUUAAUAAAACGACUAGAAUGAUCGAAGUUAAAGCAGUCAGACUUCCUGAAGAUAGUACUGUGGAAAAAAUGAAGAAAGAAAUUGGCUACACAAAUAAAACCAAAACUAAUUUUCGUUUGGAGUGUUGUGGGCUCAUAUUAACGGAGUUAUAUUUUAUGGCUGUAAUUCUAACAACAGAUCAUGUUUGGAAAAUGUCAAACAUACAACAGAAUAUGCGUGAAACUGUUGGAUACUCAUAUGAUCGUCCUUUUAUUACAAGCAAUUAUAACUUUGGAUUGAGGUUCUUCUAUAUGUCUUGUACUAGCUUAUUAAUCUUCGUAAUUUCAUUUACAAAUAAAAUAGCAUGUCGGUACCUGCUUUUUUACAUGACGCUCUAUUUUUACCUAACAAUGAAACUAUUACUCAAUAUACUACAUAUAUGGCAUUGCUUACGUUUGUUGGAUAUUGAUCCACAGCAAAUUAUCAAGAUUGUUGGUAUUGGUUUUUUGAUAGUCACUUUUAAACUAAUUUUAAACUAUCGUCUAUUGAAAUUUUAUCAUCUCCAAACGAGGUACCUAUAUUUUUUAAAAAUAGUUCGCCCGCAUGAUUAUCAAAAUUACUAAUAUGCAGUAAGUUUAAAGAGAGUUAUGUGAAAUACAUUAGUAAAACAACAUUAAUCACAAAGAUACAAAUAUAUAUAUUUAUAUAUAUAUAUAUAUAUGAAUACUUGAAUUAUUUUUCAACACCAAAUAAAUAAAAUUUUAAACUUCAAGAACCAACUGCUAUCAAGGAUGGAUUGUCGUUUCACGAAUCAUCCAUAUUUGGAAUUACCAGAAGAAACAAGAUUAAUUAAAACACAACAAUAUUAAUUUAUAUUACUUUGAUUUAAUUAAAUUUGUAACAUCAAGUAAUACUUUAUUUAAUACCCAAUGGAAUCCUUAACACGCCGAUUAUAUAUAUACACCACCUUCCCAAGUCGAAUGUCUGGUUAUAUAUUCCUUAUAAAGCGACAACUCAACGACUAAUAAAACCUUUCCUAAUAAUUAUUUUCUAUUAGACGCAAACAGAAGAUUAUAUCAUUGGUCAUGUUUUGAUGUUGUGAUUUAAAUUUAUUUUUGCCCAAGAUUAUAUAUUUUAUUAUAA
Teleopsis dalmanni is the source of this 1152-nucleotide messenger RNA. RefSeq lists its product as uncharacterized. The transcript is spliced from 5 exons. The record is from RefSeq and is a predicted model, not a curated record. The coding region runs from base 27 to 632 and encodes 201 amino acids. NCBI's taxonomy places the organism in Eukaryota, Metazoa, Arthropoda, Insecta, Diptera, Diopsidae.